This is a messenger RNA of Dothidotthia symphoricarpi CBS 119687, 441 nucleotides long. RefSeq lists its product as uncharacterized. Bases 89 to 382 code for a protein of 97 amino acids. The record is from RefSeq and is a predicted model, not a curated record. Lineage: Eukaryota; Fungi; Ascomycota; Dothideomycetes; Pleosporales; Dothidotthiaceae. The transcript has a single exon.
AGACUUGACGAGCCCAGGCUCAGCGAUACCACUACCACGACUAUCACGAACUGCAUCUCUUUCGGAAAGGACGGGUUUCUCAACACCUAUGGUCUCCUGUUCUCUCUAUUUCUUUCUAUUGGCUUCGAUGUGUUCGAUCAUUCUCCCCAAGUAUAUCUUGGGAUGUAUCACGACUAUCCAUACCUCUCGUUGGUUUAGCCUCUUCUUCUUUAUUUCUGGCUGCAUAGCGACGGCUUCUGGAGCGUUUUUAGCGAAAAACUGUGCUCUCUCGGGUUGGCUACCUCUUAUUGAAAUUGCAACUGCCUUGAUGGCGUAUUGUUUUGGACGGCGAUUUAGCAAAAGCGACAAAAAGAUUACGACGAUGGGCUUCACGGCCUCAUGACUAUAUUUACGACGAUUAUGAAUUCUAUUACACGUUCUCAACUACAAUAAUUUGCAAAA